This is a messenger RNA of Alnus glutinosa, 814 nucleotides long. Its product is annotated as protein LURP-one-related 11-like. Bases 125 to 739 code for a protein of 204 amino acids. The transcript has 3 exons. NCBI's taxonomy places the organism in Eukaryota, Viridiplantae, Streptophyta, Magnoliopsida, Fagales, Betulaceae. The record is from RefSeq and is a predicted model, not a curated record.
AUCAUUAGCUCAGAAAAGUUUUUUCUGCUCUAUAUAUAUGCCAACAUAACUUCCGGGGGCUAGCCAAAAGAAGAUAGACAUCUAAAUACUCUAUAGUUGUUGAAGGGUAAAUCCAACUUUAAUUAUGACGGCAAAGGUUCAUCCCCAAGGGCUACCUUCCUCUGCCUCCUCCUACUUCUCUUCCAAACAAGAAACAUUUACAAUAUGGAUGAAGUCUCUGGUGUUCGGUGGCAAAGGUUGCACUGUCUUUGAUGCCAAGGGUCAAAUUGUGUAUCGAGUUGAUAACUACAGCCGCAAAUGCAGAGAUGAAGUCUAUCUUAUGGAUUUCAAAGGAAAGGUCAUAUUCACCAUACUAAGAAAGAGAUUCAAAUUGUUCAGGUUUUGGGAGGGCUACAGAUCCACAGCUACAGAGGUUGACAGGAAAAAGCCUGGUUUCCAAGUAAGAAAAACUUUUAGGAUUUCAAGAGGGGACUCACCAGUCUCACCAUAUGAGGUUCUUGUGGGGUUAGAUGAGAACCAACCAGGCCAUUACAAGAUCCAAAGCUGGGGUAGCAACAAGUCAGCAUGCAAGAUAGUAGACCAAUUCGGGGGGCUUGUUGCAGAGUUACAGAGAAAGAAAUCAGCAUGUGGGGUUGAUUUAGGCAACGAUGUUUUGACAAUGGUGGUGGAGCCCUAUAUUGAUCACUCUCUUAUCAUGGGUGUUUUUGUUGUGUACAGUCUCAUGAAUCACAAAAUGUGAACGUGUGUAGGCAAUAUAAUGUUCAUUUUGAAUAUUACUAGUUAUAUGAGAUACGUUUGCAUGUGCUUCGUAACA